AUGGAGGCCGACAAUGCAUCAACCUUCAGCGCAAAGCCACCCCCACUCAGUUCGGACCAGCUGAAUUAUCUCAUAUGGAGAUACCUUCAAGAGUCAGGCUACGCGGAUGCCGCUGUCAAGCUCCAGCGAGAUUGGAGAGUCGAUGCAGAAAGCCUCCCUUUCGCAAAAUGCGUCAAGGGCCAUGCGCUCGUCUCCCUUGUUCAAAAGGGUCUUCGUUAUCACCAUCUUUCACUAACAAUCGAUGAGAAUGGCCGGCCAUCAAAGCAACUCAACCCGUCGAUGUUCUUCUUCGGGCCCGAGAGCGAGAAGCCUCCAGUAGAACUGCCUGAAGAAGCGUUCCCUUCGACGCCUUCGCCGCACGGUUCACUCAUUGCACCUCAGAAGCAAAUCCGCGAUCCCGCUGUAAAUGGACUUGUCGAACGCACUUCUCUACCUGUGGCUACACAGCUUGCGCCGAAGAGAGGCCGAAAGACGGCCGCGAGCGCUGAGCGCAAUGGAAGCGCUACCCGCAAACCGUCGGCCUCUGCCAGUCGUGCUGCCAAUGCCUCCACGAUGGAUGUUGACAUGGUGAAUGGUCAUAUUGUGCCGAUCUCUGAUGCUAGAUCGCCGACUGCAACGGAAGUCGGGCCCGACGAUGCAGGGCCUUUCAUGAAUGGGAUUAAGGCCGACGAGCGGAUGGAUGUCGAUGAGGACUCGCUGGUCGCAGAUCACCAAAACAACGAGCCGCAGAUCGAAGCGGUACCACCUCCGGCUCACACUUUGUUCAUCGGAGAAAGCAAGGGGAUCCAGGUCACCCCUGCCAAAGUUGCAAACCUCGCUCAGUCGAGCACAAUUUUCAAUCUGCCACCACCUACAGUUGGCGAUGUCCCGAGAUCUCUGACACGGGUUACUUGGCACCCCAGCACCGGUAAUGCACUGACUGCAAUGGGCGAUGACUUCUGUGGAAUCUGGGACAUCACCCCGGGGUCUCCGACUUCUUCCACCUCUCGCUUCCAAGAACUUGUGGAUUCAACCGGACAGAAGCUGAUAAGUGCGGUUGCCUGGGAGCCGCACGGUGAUAUGAUAGCGAUCGCGACGUACACCAAUCUGUCCGGCCACAUCUUUGUGUUCGACGGACAAGAACUUUGUAUGGUUGAGGAUCUAACCGCAUCACAAAGAGCAGUGACAAGCAUGGUUUGGCAGGCUCAAGGCUCCAGUCUAUUCGGCCUUGCCCCCUACGAUUCUGAUGACAUGGGCACGGCCAAAGCUGCUGGUUCAUCAAUCAUCCAGUGGCACCACAGGAACUUGCCUGCUGAGGUAGAAUUGUCGACAGUCCGUGUUCCAGAAACUUUGAUAGACAUGGACGGUGCAUUUCUUGACGAGACUAGUAUUGUCUGCGCGGCAGGGCAGAACUCGGUCUACUCUUUCCGAAUCGCUCCGGCCCUUGGUAUAGAGCAGAAGUGGACGUCCGAUCCUACCGGAAACGACCAGUGGACCUUUGUCAGAUGCACUCUACGAUGGGGCAGGAACCCGUUUCUGGUGGCUGCGUCAGCUGAGACUGGGACGCUGUGGGUACCAGCACAAGAUUUGUUCAAGAGAGGCGCACACGAGGCGCAUAUCACCGGCCUAGAACUUCGACCACGGCUAGUGAGCCUCUUGGAUACUCCCUCGAAACCAGAAUUUGCUACCUCGUCAAUGGAUGGAACCAUCAAGGUCUGGCGCUACGACGACGACAGCAACUCUAUCACUUCGAUCUGUAAGCUCAUUGUCGGCCACGGUUCGCCGAUCAUGGCGUUGUCCUAUUCGCCGGAUGGCUUCUGUCUUGCAGGAGCCAGCUAUGAUAUUAUCCGUAUCUGGAAUAGUGAGCAUGAUCACAACCUCAUGGCCACAUGGAAGGAUGAACAGAAUCUGUGGGAUGGCUCGAAAUUGAAAGAUGAUGACAUGAUGAGCACGGGAGGCAGAUCCAGCGUCAACGGCGAUACCCAUCCAGUCACUGCUGACCAUACAUUGACAUGGGACAUUGACAGUAAGAAGCUUGCGUUCGGAUUAGGUUCACAGGUCGCUAUCAUCAACUUCCAACGCUGA
Cladophialophora yegresii CBS 114405 is the source of this 2064-nucleotide messenger RNA. RefSeq lists its product as uncharacterized. The coding region runs from base 1 to 2064 and encodes 687 amino acids. Gene Ontology annotation, cellular component: Set3 complex. The record is from RefSeq and is a predicted model, not a curated record. NCBI's taxonomy places the organism in Eukaryota, Fungi, Ascomycota, Eurotiomycetes, Chaetothyriales, Herpotrichiellaceae. Gene Ontology annotation, biological process: regulation of transcription by RNA polymerase II. Gene Ontology annotation, molecular function: transcription corepressor activity; protein binding. The transcript has 5 exons.